This is a messenger RNA of Trifolium pratense (red clover), 1736 nucleotides long. RefSeq names its product RHOMBOID-like protein 8. The transcript has 6 exons. The record is from RefSeq and is a predicted model, not a curated record. Bases 190 to 1320 code for a protein of 376 amino acids. Lineage: Eukaryota; Viridiplantae; Streptophyta; Magnoliopsida; Fabales; Fabaceae. Gene Ontology annotation, cellular component: membrane. Gene Ontology annotation, biological process: proteolysis. Gene Ontology annotation, molecular function: serine-type endopeptidase activity.
CCAUUGCGCCACAGAUCCAAUUGAUGAUAAACAAGCUUCUUAAUUAAACUAAUUAUCAACUUUAUCAUCAUAGAAAACGAGUCCUAUAUAAAGAACAUUUUCCCGCCAAACUCAACAAACCGAAUUUUCAAUUCUCUCUCUUUAUCUCUAUCUUGGAGAUAGAAUCUUGAAUUUUCGAGGGAAAUCGCAAUGGAAGAAGCUUCCGAAUACAUCGACAUUAACCUUUCUCCGGUGAAGCUUCCACUCGAUCUUCCUCAAGAUCCGCCGCUCAAAUCUAACCGCCGUCUCCGCCGACGAGGUGACACUUGGGUGAUAUCUGUGUUGGUACUAAUCCACAUUGGUUUUUUCAUAGCGACGAUGCUCGUCAAUGAUUGCUUCACCAAUUCUCACGGUGAUUGUACUUUUCCAUCUCUCGGAAGGUUCUCGUUUCAGCCUCUAGCUGAAAAUCCAUUGUUAGGUCCUUCCAUGUCCAAGUUGGAUGAAAUGGGAGCUCUAAGAAAGAACUUUUUGGCAGAACAUCAUCAAACAUGGCGUCUUUUCACAUUUCCAUUUUUGCACGCUGGACUCUUCCAUCUUGUUAUCAAUCUAUGCAGUGUCAUCUAUGUUGGGAUUCACCUUGAGCAGGAGUUUGGGCCAUUAAGGAUUGGUAUAAUCUAUAUACUAUCUGCUUUUGUGGGUGCUUUAGUGGCUUCUCUUUUUCUUCAAAACAUCCCUGCUGUUGGUGCUUCUGGUGCUUUAUUUGGAUUACUAGGAACAUUGCUUUCAGAACUUGUUUGGAACUGGAAAUUUCAUAACAAUAAGAUUACAGAAAUAGCUUCAUUAGUCUUUGUCUUUGUGUGCAACUUCUUGCUUGGUUUUCUGCCGUAUGUAGACAAUUUUUCAAACAUUGGAGGUUUUAUAUCAGGAUUCCUUCUUGGAACUGUUCUAUUAUUCUCCCCACAGUUCCAACAAGUAGCUCCAAGUAAAGGAGAUCAAAUUGAUUACAGUCUCAAAAGUUACAUCAAGUUGAAGUUCAAGCAAAAGCCAGACAGACCAGUUACUAGGAUUGUUUCUCUUAUCCUCUUCACCCUGCUAUUGGCUGGUUGUCUUGUUGCAGUUCAUUAUGGAAUCAACAUCAACAGUUAUUGCACAUGGUGUCCAUAUGUUGACUGUAUCCCUUUCACAAGCUGGCACUGCAAAGACAGAGAAACCUUUUGUGAGACAAUGGUGAGUAAUGCUCACUUGACGAUGACAUGUUUGGGGACUGGCAACUUUAAGGUCUUUCAUUACACCAACAUAUCUCGAGCAAGGAUUAAUGAUUUGUGCAAUUUAAUAUGUUGAUGAGACAGAUUGUUUGGAUAAUUCCUUUUGUCCAAAUUACCAGGUAACACUAGAUAGGUAAAUCAGGUGGUAUCUUACCAAAUUGUCAUUCAUAUUUUGAAUAUAAAGAAAUAGGAGCUUAAUCAGAAACUUAGGGGAACUGAUCAGACACAAUUGGAUACAAGAGUUUGAGGAGUUGGUCUUUGUAUGUAAAUACCAUUUUUGUGUAACAUUUCAAGUUCCUGUAGUGCAAUAAAUCCAUUUCACGCUGGUAAAAAACUGAAGUUGUGAGAAAAAGUGAUUUCUUUACUGAAUUGUUUUUUUAUAAAUGUUUCAGAACAUAGGUUCCACUUCAAGAGCUGGGCUUUCCUGACUUUUCGUAUUGUCAUUUUCAUCCAUUUUAAAAAUGUAAAGAGUGACAGCUAUGUGACACUUGG